AUGUAUGCAGACAGUGAGAAGAAUUUGGAACAAGCUGUGUUGGAUAUUAAACAAUUAUCAAAUGAUUUCCAAACCGCGCCAGAUCCGGUGCUGUUCGACGAGAGCCUGGUGGCGUCGUACGAUGAUAUGCUGGACGCUGAUUGCGACGAGGACUGCGAUCUCGACUGUUCGAUGACGGUGUCGGGGGCCGGCAGGCGCGCGGCUCACGACGCGUUUCGCGGAGUUCCGGAAACGCGCGUGGCGCAGAACCUGCACUUGUGCGCGUGCAUCGAGCUCAAACACCGGACGGUGGACACGGACGACGACAUCAUCGAGCAGACCGCCGAGUUUUGGCUGGGCGGCGGUGACGGCGACGACGACAUCAAGGUGAAGGUGUGCAAAACGUUUUUCGCCCACACCCUAGGACUGCCGGACUCGCGGCUGGAGGCGCUGCUCGAGCCGCGCACCUUUGAAUGGUUCUCGAGGCACCGCGACUGCGGCAGAUCCUUCGGCGAACGUGACAGUGACGACUGCGGCAACGGAGAUGUAGACGAUGACGGAGAUUACGACGACGACUUCGAGCACCGCCGACGGCGUUCCCCAGUAACAACGUUCGGCGACAACGACGAAAUACCCUGUUCAGAUUUCGUGCUAAAUUCAAGAAAACAUUUGGACAAAAACAAUUCGGCUUUUGUCGAAGAAACAGAUUCGGACGUAGAAGUAUAUUUGGACGAAAUACCACAUUCAGUCUACAAUAACGUUAUACGUCAUAUACAAACAAUACCAAGAGUGGUGAGCACUUGGAUAAGCCAAGAAAACAAGCAGGAAACGUUAAAAUUCGAAUGUAGUAUUGAUUGUCAUUCUUUGUAUUUAAAUUAUUUGAAAAAAUCGAAGAAGAUUAAAAAUAAAGUAAACGAAAAGCAGUUUAAGAAAAUUUAUAAUAGAUACGUUAAGAAAAGUUUUAUGGUAUAA
Molecule: messenger RNA, 951 nt
Organism: Acyrthosiphon pisum (pea aphid)
Lineage: Eukaryota; Metazoa; Arthropoda; Insecta; Hemiptera; Aphididae
Exons: 3
Coding region: 1-951 (316 amino acids)
Source: RefSeq, a predicted model, not a curated record